Messenger RNA from Fusarium keratoplasticum, 2034 nucleotides. RefSeq lists its product as uncharacterized. Lineage: Eukaryota; Fungi; Ascomycota; Sordariomycetes; Hypocreales; Nectriaceae. The record is from RefSeq and is a predicted model, not a curated record. Bases 1 to 2034 code for a protein of 677 amino acids. Gene Ontology annotation, molecular function: oxidoreductase activity, acting on CH-OH group of donors; flavin adenine dinucleotide binding. The transcript is spliced from 3 exons.
AUGCGCGCCUCAUUCGUUCUCACACUCGUUUCACUCUUGGCCGACUCGGCCUCAUCCAUUGCCGUUCCCUGGAAGACAUCAUCAAAUCAGCCUCGACAUGAUCCCUUCAUCGGAAAGCGUGACACCACCUCCACUGACUACGACUAUGUCGUCGUCGGCUCCGGUGCAGGAGGAGGUCCCGUAGCCGCCAACCUCGCCAUUGCUGGCUACAAGGUCCUCCUAAUCGAUGCAGGCGGCGACUCUGGCGAUGCCUGGGAGGAAAAGAUCCCAGCUCUGCACCUCAUGUCGACCGAGUUCGAGGACACCCGGUGGAACUAUUAUGUCAACCACUACCCCGAUGCCAAGCAGCAGAAGCGGGACUCCAAGAUGACGUACGAGAAACCGGAUGGGAGUCUUUACGUUGGUCUUGAUCCCCCGGCCGAGGCUAAGCCUCUUGGUGUUUUGUAUCCUCGUGCUGGAACGCUGGGUGGAUGCUCGCGCCACAAUGCUCUCAUUUCUAUCUAUGCUCAUGAUAGCGACUGGAGUAACAUUGCCACCCUGACUGGUGAUGACUCUUGGAACCCGACCAACAUGCGAUCGUACUUCAAGAAGCUGGAGAAGAACAUGUACCUACCCAGCAGCAUCAUCGGCCAUGGCUUCAAGGGGUGGCUCGGUCUGUCACUUACAUCUCUUUCUCUGGUCGUGGAAGACCAGAAGCUCCUAUCCCUGAUUAUUGCCGCUGGCUCUGCCAUGGGUAAGAGCCUUGUUGGCUUUCUACUCAACACCGUUGCCGGGCUUGGUCAGGUGCUGCUUCGAGAUAUCAACGCUCCUGGCCAGACGAGCAAGACUGGACUUUACCAGGUUCCUUUGUCGAUGACUGAUUCUGUGCGUGGUGGACCCAGGGAUCUGAUCCUGAACACUGCCAAUGCUGUCAACUCUGAUGGUUCGCGCAAGUACCACCUCGACAUCAAGCUCGACACACUCGUCACCAAGAUCACAUUCGACAAGACUGGCUCCAAGCCUCGCGCCACAGGUGUCGACUUCUUGGAAGGCUCUAGCCUGUAUCGCGCCGACCCUCGCUCCACCUCGGCUAAGUCUAGCGGAUCUGGCAGCGUCAAGGCCAAGCGUGAAGUCAUUGUCUCCGCUGGCUCUUUCAACACUCCCCAGCUCCUCAAGCUCAGCGGCAUCGGACCCAAGAAGGAGCUUGACUCUUUCGACAUCCCCGUGCUUGUUGAUCUUCCUGGUGUCGGAACCAACAUGCAGGACCGAUACGAAGCUACCGUCAUUGGCAAGACAACCAGCGACUUUGUUAUCACGUCCAAGUGCACCUUCUUGGAGACAAUGCCCGAUCCCUGCCUCGAGCAGUACAAGAAGGGCAUCGAGCCUAUCACCAAGGGUGUCUACGCCACAAACGGUAUCGCCAUCGCCGUUGUUCUCAAGUCUUCCGUCGCCGAAAAGGAACCCGAUCUGCUCAUCUCUGGUGCCCCAGCCAAGUUCAAGGGCUACUUCCCCGGCUACGCCUCCGACUCUCUCGCCGAUGCUCAGCACUGGGCUUGGAUCAUCCUCAAGGCUCACAGCCGCAACAACGCCGGCACAGUCACCUUGAAGUCCACUGACCCAAGGGAUAUGCCCAUCAUCAACUUCAACUACUACGACACAGGUGCUAACAGCAACGGAGAAGGCGACAAGGAUCUCCAGGCCACCUACGAGGGCUUCGAGUUUUCUCGACGAGCUUUCGACAGUCUCAUCCCUCUUGAUGGCAGCUUCCCCGAGGUCUGGCCCGGAAACAACGUUACUAGCGAGGCAGAUGCCAAGCAGUUCCUCAAGGAUGAGGCUUGGGGCCACCACGCUUCUUGCACCUGUCCUAUCGGCCCUGAUAGCGAUCCUAUGGCUGUCCUCGACUCCGAGUUCAAGGUCCGUGGCGUUGACGGCCUGCGAGUCGUCGAUGCCAGUGUCUUCCCCAAGAUUCCUGGUUUCUACAUUGCGCUGCCUCUGUAUGUUGUUGCCGAGAAGGCUAGCGACGUCAUUGUCAAGGCUGCCAAGGCCUCUGCUUAA